Messenger RNA from Diabrotica virgifera virgifera (western corn rootworm), 992 nucleotides. RefSeq lists its product as uncharacterized. Bases 141 to 599 code for a protein of 152 amino acids. The transcript is spliced from 2 exons. Lineage: Eukaryota; Metazoa; Arthropoda; Insecta; Coleoptera; Chrysomelidae. The record is from RefSeq and is a predicted model, not a curated record.
CUAAACUUACUUCGCGCCCUAAACUUGUAUGCUUCUAUCUUCUUUGUUUACAUUUUUUACAAAAAUAAACUUUUUUCAUAGUUAUAGCACGUUAACGUUACGAUUUCUCUUAUCCAGAAAAAAUUAAAACUGUGUUAAAAAUGUCCAGUUCUGAUAGUGAUAGUGAACAAAAGAACAUUAAAAAACCCAGGUACCCUCGGAGAUAUCAAAAAGAAUGGGAACAGCUGCCCGAGUUUAAAGAAUGGUUACAAAAAAGCGAAAAAUAUGAAUAUGCAAGAUGUAAAUGUUGCUACAAAGAGAUUAAUAUAACAAGCGGAAAGGAGGCUUUAAUUAAACACAGUUUAAGCAAUGUGCAUAAAGAAAGAUUAAUUACCCCUUUUAUUCCUGAGCCUAGAAGUUUAGAGGAUGAAGUCGAUGAUGCGGAAAAAGUUCUGGCAGAUUUUGUUAUUAAACACAAGUUUCCGCCGCUUGCCGUAGAACAUCUCCCAACACUUAUUGCAGCAUGUCUUCCCGAUUCAGAGAUAGCUCAACGAUUGGCAAGCAGAUUGGAUACCAAGACAAAAACUGAAGAGACUGUAGAUGAACCUCAUCUACAUUGAGACUUCAAUGGACUUCACAGUUUCCAGCUAUUAUAGGUAUUGUGAGAAGACCUACGAAAUACCAAAUUUUUUGUAGAUACCUGAUGAAUCUAGUAAUAAGACUACAAUGAAACACCUGUGUUUAGUGGUUAUAGUACAGGAUCAUUUUUAGCAUUAAUGCAACUUUCUGGGGCAGAUGCAAAUACGCUGUGUGGUCACAUCAAACAUUUUUUUAUCAUUUUAUCUUUUAUUUUAACAUUUUAUUAUUUUAUAUUUUUAUUUUUUUAUCUUUUAAAAUUUUAAUGACAUUAUUACAGAUGGUGUUUUUCGAAUGUAUUUCUUUUAUUAUAUUCGUUUUAAGUUCUAAGUUUUUUUGUUUUUAAGUCCACCAUUAAAAAUAUUGUUUUGUAGAAA